This is a messenger RNA of Acomys russatus (golden spiny mouse), 4068 nucleotides long. It is a transcript of the gene Prpf40a, whose product is annotated as pre-mRNA processing factor 40 homolog A. Gene Ontology annotation, biological process: mRNA cis splicing, via spliceosome. The record is from RefSeq and is a predicted model, not a curated record. Lineage: Eukaryota; Metazoa; Chordata; Mammalia; Rodentia; Muridae. Gene Ontology annotation, molecular function: RNA binding; protein binding. Gene Ontology annotation, cellular component: U1 snRNP; U2-type prespliceosome.
CCUCCCCUCUCCAUGCAGGCGACGCCGAGCGAGGCUGAGGCUGGGGGCGAAUCGCCGCGGAGCUGCGUGUCGGUAGCGCGCUCUGAUUGGACAGCAGGGAAGCCUGUCAGUUUAUUGGCCCCGCUGAUCCCGCCCCGUAGCUCAGGGCAGCCUUUACCCUUUGGCCCCGGCAGGCGUCAGCCACUCAGAUCGCUUCUUGUUGGUAUGUGUAGCGGCAGUGGCCGCCGACGGAGGAGUCUGAGCCCGACGAUGAGGCCGGGGACUGGCGCCGAGCGUGGAGGCCUCAUGGUGAGUGAAAUGGAGAGCCAACCUCCCUCGCGGGGUCCCGGGGACGGGGAGCGGAGAUUGUCCGGCUCAAACCUGUGCUCCAGUUCUUGGGUCUCUGCUGACGGCUUCCUGAGGAGACGGCCCUCGAUGGGGCAUCCUGGCAUGCAUUAUGCACCAAUGGGAAUGCACCCGAUGGGUCAGAGAGCAAACAUGCCUCCUGUCCCUCACGGAAUGAUGCCGCAGAUGAUGCCUCCUAUGGGAGGGCCUCCAAUGGGACAAAUGCCUGGAAUGAUGUCUUCAGUAAUGUCAGGAAUGAUGAUGUCUCAUAUGUCUCAGGCUUCCAUGCAACCGGCCUUACCGCCUGGAGUAAAUAGUAUGGAUGUAGCAGCAGGUGCAGCAUCUGGUGCAAAAUCAAUGUGGACAGAACAUAAAUCCCCUGAUGGAAGGACUUACUAUUAUAAUACUGAAACAAAACAGUCUACCUGGGAAAAGCCAGAUGAUCUUAAAACACCUGCUGAGCAACUGUUGUCUAAAUGCCCAUGGAAAGAGUACAAGUCUGAUUCUGGGAAGCCUUACUACUAUAAUUCUCAAACAAAAGAGUCCCGCUGGGCCAAACCUAAGGAACUUGAAGAUCUUGAAGGAUACCAGAAUACCAUUGUUGCUGGAGGUCUUAUUACAAAAUCAAACCUGCAUGCCAUGAUCAAAGCUGAAGAAAGCAGCAAGCAAGAAGAAUGUACAGCAACAUCAACAGCCCCAGUUCCUACAACAGAAAUUCCUACCACUAUGAGCACCAUGGCUGCUGCAGAAGCAGCAGCUGCUGUUGUUGCUGCUGCUGCAGCUGCUGCAGCUGCUGCUAAUGCCAAUACUUCAACCACACCUACUAGUAGUGUGGGAAGUGUUCCAGUUGCUCCUGAACCUGAGGUUACUUCCAUUGUGGCUGCUGCUGUAGAUAAUGAAAAUACAGUAACUGUAUCAACUGAGGACCAAGCACAGCUUGCUAAUACCACAGCUAUUCAAGAUCUAAGUGGUGAUAUAUCCAGUAAUGCUGGAGAGGAGCCAUCUAAACAAGAAACUGUAACCGAUUUUACUCCUAAAAAAGAAGAGGAAGAGAGCCAACCAGCAAAAAAAACAUAUACUUGGAAUACAAAGGAGGAGGCAAAGCAAGCAUUUAAGGAAUUAUUGAAAGAAAAGCGGGUACCCUCCAAUGCUUCAUGGGAGCAAGCUAUGAAAAUGAUCAUUAAUGAUCCUCGGUACAGUGCAUUAGCAAAGCUGAGUGAGAAAAAGCAGGCCUUUAAUGCCUAUAAAGUCCAGACAGAGAAAGAAGAAAAAGAGGAAGCAAGAUCAAAAUACAAAGAAGCUAAGGAAUCCUUUCAGCGUUUUCUUGAAAAUCACGAGAAAAUGACUUCGACAACCAGAUACAAAAAAGCUGAGCAAAUGUUUGGGGAGAUGGAAGUAUGGAAUGCAAUAUCAGAGCGUGAUCGCCUUGAAAUCUAUGAAGAUGUUUUGUUCUUCCUUUCAAAGAAAGAAAAGGAACAAGCAAAGCAGUUACGAAAGAGAAAUUGGGAAGCCUUAAAAAACAUACUUGACAACAUGGCUAACGUCACAUACUCCACUACUUGGUCUGAAGCCCAACAGUAUCUGAUGGACAACCCAACGUUUGCAGAGGAUGAAGAGUUACAGAACAUGGAUAAAGAAGAUGCAUUAAUAUGCUUUGAGGAACACAUCCGGGCUUUAGAAAAGGAAGAAGAAGAAGAAAAACAGAAGACUUUGUUGAGAGAAAGGAGGCGGCAGCGUAAAAACAGGGAAUCUUUUCAGAUAUUUUUAGAUGAGUUGCAUGAGCAUGGACAACUACAUUCUAUGUCCUCUUGGAUGGAACUGUAUCCAACUAUUAGUUCUGACAUUAGAUUCACUAAUAUGCUUGGUCAGCCUGGAUCAACUGCACUUGAUCUUUUCAAGUUUUAUGUUGAAGAUCUUAAAGCACGUUAUCAUGAUGAAAAAAAGAUAAUAAAAGACAUUCUGAAGGAUAAAGGAUUUGUAGUUGAAGUAAACACAACUUUUGAAGAUUUUGUGGCAAUAAUCAGUUCAACCAAAAGAUCAACUACUUUGGAUGCUGGAAAUAUCAAGUUGGCUUUCAAUAGCUUACUAGAAAAGGCAGAAGCCCGUGAGCGUGAGAGAGAAAAAGAGGAAGCUCGGAAAAUGAAACGAAAAGAGUCUGCAUUUAAGAGUAUGCUGAAACAAGCUGCUCCCCCAAUAGAACUGGAUGCUGUCUGGGAAGAUAUCCGGGAAAGAUUUGUAAAAGAACCAGCAUUUGAGGACAUAACUCUAGAAUCUGAAAGAAAAAGAAUAUUUAAAGAUUUCAUGCAUGUACUUGAGCAUGAAUGUCAACAUCAUCAUUCAAAGAACAAGAAACAUUCUAAGAAAUCUAAGAAACACCAUAGGAAACGCUCCCGCUCUCGAUCGGGAUCAGAUUCAGAUGACGAUGACAGCCAUUCAAAGAAAAAAAGACAGCGAUCAGAGUCCCAUUCUGCUUCAGAACAUUCUUCUAGUGCUGAGUCUGAGAGAAGUUACAAGAAAUCAAAAAAGCAUAAGAAAAAAAGCAAAAAGAGGAGACAUAAAUCUGACUCUCCAGAAUCAGACACUGAACGAGAAAAGGAUAAAAAAGAUAAAGAUCGGGAAAGUGAAAAAGACAGAAGUAGACAGAGAUCAGAGUCAAAACACAAAUCACCUAAGAAAAAGACUGGAAAGGAUUCUGGUAACUGGGAUACUUCCGGCAGUGAGCUGAGUGAAGGGGAAUUAGAAAAGCGCCGAAGAACCCUUUUGGAGCAACUGGAUGAUGAUCAAUAAAUUAUACCAAAUAUAUGUUUAUAGUAUGAUUUAAAGUCUAAUUCAGACCAGGGAUUAUUUUUAGUUCAAUUUACAUAACACUGGGUUUUAAUUGUGUCACAGGAAAAAAAAGUACAUUUAUGUAUUGUUAUUGUGGACUUUCUAAAAGCAAAGGAAAUUGAAAAUAACUUGAUUCUGUAUCAAGAAUCAUAUUUUCCUACGGUCAUAACUGUCUUUCUGUGACCCUUUCAUAGGGCACUGCAGGAUGGGAUUAAAAGUGGCAAUUUACUGGUCGCUGCAGACGUCUCUACUUUGUUCUAAGUCAUGAGGUGAUUUGAUUUACUGUAUAGAAGUUGGAUUUUGAAGAUACAGUGAAAAUUUUUUUGAUAACGUAGUACAAAAAAAGCACCAGCAUCCUAUGUAAGACUGCUUUUUUGUGUACUACUCACUGGUUGAAGCCCAUGUUAUCUUUUAUGGUGAGCUCUUCAGAAAUCGGUGUUUUGGAUGGAAACUGGUAGAUCUUUCACUGUAGCAGUGCGAACGAGCACUGCUGUAAUAAAGCCACCAUUAUUUUUUAUGAAACAUCUGAGUAAAUUUUUAAAAGGCUUAUGAGGGCAUUAUUUUGAGCAUCAUUUUUAAGGUGAUGUUUUGAAAUAGCUAACAUCAAAUCAAAUUGUAAAUUAGUUUAAAUAUAUUGCCUUAAGGACCUACUAAAGAAUGUGCCACCAAACUCUUGAGUGAUAGUUGAAAUAUCCUUGUAGGGGGAAAAAAAAAUCAAUGUUGACUUAAAAUAUUUUCCUUUAAUUUUUAAUCCAGUCUUUCUCUUUCACUUUUUUUUUUUUAAUUCCAUUAAGGAGGUUGUAAAUUACCUUCCUUCUCACUGAGAAGUAUUGACUUCAUUCUACACAUUCUAAAGCAUUUCUGAUUUCAAUAUUUUUGUACAUUUUUAUCUAUUAUUAAACCUUCUCUUGUAGUGUG